Messenger RNA from Paramormyrops kingsleyae, 2939 nucleotides. RefSeq lists its product as uncharacterized. NCBI's taxonomy places the organism in Eukaryota, Metazoa, Chordata, Actinopteri, Osteoglossiformes, Mormyridae. The record is from RefSeq and is a predicted model, not a curated record.
UGCUGAAGGCAGAGAAUAAAAGCUGCUGACAAAAGCACCUCCUUAGCGAUCAGAAAAUCAGGCAAGAAGCAAGUAUCUGCAAGUAUAUAAUCUACUCUACAUAUCAGGAAAGACGAGAAUGGCAGCCGGGGGGGUUGGAGAUGACACCGAAAUGGCUAUGCAGCCAUAUGCUAACUGGGAGGAGUACCUGAUGAAUGUUCCACUCGCUGUAGCCAUUCUGGGUGAGCUGGUCUCUAUCUCCUCUACUGUAGAUUUCUCCAUUAGCCCUCCAGAAGGAGGCUUUAAGUACAUUAAGUACCCAGACUCAUUCCGUGCCUGUCUUAUGCAAGUGGCUAAUUCUGGAUGGACAGCAUUCAAUGAGGCUCACAAAAGCAUGGAGCAGAUCCGUCUUCAAGCUGUCAAAGUGCCAGUUUACAUAGAGAAGACAAUCAGUGAGAUCAGUGAUGAGCUGGUCCAAAAUCCUCCUGCUGACCAAAAGGAGAAUGCAGCUACUAUAUCAGAAGACUGCACAAAGCUGGCUAAGCUUACUGAACAAAACAUUACCUAUGUCAAAAACCUGAUUGAAGAACUGUUACAAGAAAGCAUCCGUGAAAAAGGGGAACAUGCACCACAAAUGGUCCAGUAUAGCUUGGCAGAUUCUGUACAGGAAGCAGUUUCAAACUUCAUAAAAAAUAAAUUGGGCAAGAUUCUAUUUGAGGACAUGGAUAAAUGGAUAAGCGACGCAGAAAGCACUAUACAGAGAGCAGCAGAAUUACACCAAGAAAAACCAGUAAUGCUUUUUAUGUCUGCUUGUCCUAAUGCAGAAAAUGAAAGUGAGGAUUUUUCUUCUGUGUGUAAUGUGUAUUCCAAAGCAAGGCCGCUUGUGCGUUUGACCGAGACAAUGAGCAACUUUGUUGAUGGAAACCAAGUUAAAUGGUUUGAUAUCACUGAUCAAACGGAAGGGAAAGCAAAGGCGUCAUACCUGGUGGAACAAUUUGAGCAGAUUAAAACAUCCGUGGAGAAUGAAAAAGACUGUAAUGAAAAAAUCACUCUAAUCGCCUUAUGCAAGGAAGCUAUGGACCUGUGCUCUGAGCUCACCAGGAUUGGAGGUGACCUGAGAGGGACGUGUGAAGACAGCAAGACAGAAGAAAUCGUGGCAAGAAUACAAACACUGUUGGCAAGAGGUCAGAAGUUUGAUCUUGAUAGACAAACACUGCAAGAAAGUAUUAACCUUGCACCGCAACUUCUACGGCAUGCUGAAUACGGCGGGAAGGUAACUGCAGGUAAAAUGCUCAAGGAGAAUAUCCGUCUUCGCAUAGAGCAGAGUCGAGUCCAGCUGGAGAAGGUGAGACAGCUGCAACAGCAGAGUUUGGAAAAGCUGGAGAAAAACCAGAAGGAGCUGUCAGAGAUCUUAGCUACAACAAGUCUUGAUGUGAAAGACACUGAUUUCAACACAAUGGUUUGCAUCCUUACCAAGUGUCAAGAUGUCAUGGGAACAGUGAAACAGGCAUGGGAGAAGAUGGUGCACUCAACUGAGGUCAUGUCAAAGAACAUCCAGUCUUGUCUUUAUGUUUUCCCCCAAGAACUUACAAAAAAUAUACCAAACACUAGAAAAAUGCUUAUAAAAGAUGCAAUCUACCAGCAAGCCUUCUAUGCAUCCAAUGUAGCCAGCUUGAUUAGCACAAUUUCUGGGACCUACGUUGAAGUUUCUGAGAAGCACCUGAUGGACACAAUCAGCAGCCUGGGCAAACUCAUGGCUCUGGAUCCCGCCAGCCCAGAUUUUUUGAAUGAGCGCCAAAAAAUUCGAAGUGCCUGUGAAAUCACUCUGUCUUCCAUAACAGAUGUUGUGAAGAUGAAAAACGAGGAAUCUCAUCAAAUGGCAGAAGUCAAACUGAAUCUAAUUGAAAGUGAAAUUAAGUCCCUUUCAACUCCAAAAUCUGAGGAAAAUAUCAAAGAGAUCAAAGCAAUUAUAGAGGCUGUAUUCAUGCCAGAAGCUAAUAAAUAAGUGCUUCUCUUGAAGAGGCUUAAGACAGUAUCUACCAAAGCUUAGUUGAAUGUGAAAAUAACACGACAUGUAAAAUACCGAUAAAUAUUAAAUACAGAUCAUUCAGAUAUACAUGCAAACUAUCGCCAUCCAUCUUCCAACCAGUUAUCCUGCUAAUGAUUUAAAGAUAAACCUUUCAUAUGAUGUAUGAAAAUGAAUAUGUAUUAUUGAUCAGAAAGUACCACAUUACUUGGAUUAUCUUGCAUUAUCAGAAAGUACCACAUUACUUGGAUUAUCUUGAUCACAUUUCAUUAUACAGCUAUUACAUUAACUUUGUAAAGCAAUUAAUUCAUAUAAGUAAAAUAACCUUUUAGGGCAAACUCUUUAACUCUUAAAAGAGUCGACCAAACUAAACACAUGAGUUACAAGGUUUAACACGUGGAGAAAAUCUUUUUCUAGUUAAAGUGGCAGGUUUGAAGAGACCCUGAGUCUGUGACACCAAGCAAGUUCAACACAGCUUCUGAGGUCCAGGGGUGGAGAUCCACUAGCAGGAGAGACCUGGAGCCAGAGGCCUGACCUCACCAUCAAAGGUCAAGGAAGAAGAAGAAGAUGACAAACCAGGGAUCUCCUCAAAGAUCACGUCCAUCUCACUGCUCUGGGUCGUGUUUGUAUGCAUGUUUGCCCACUUUGCCAGGUUAGAGCUCUGCAGAGAUACAGAGCUGCGAGUCAAACAGAGCAGCAGGACUAAGGGAGCAGGACUAGGUGGGAGAUUAAUGAGGAUGCAGCUUUGCUGACUAACCGUACUGCACUGGGGGGUGUGUCUCCUCCCAGAACUGCAUAAUGCUACAUAUUCUGUAAAACACAUACCAGCAAUCAGACUGGAGCUUUAAUUCAGACCUGUUUAUAUACUUCUUUAUGCUGCAUAAAAUUCUUUUGGAAAAUCUGUUUAUUAAAAGCAGGUAAUAUGAUCAAUCCA